CCCUAAUUUUAUUAACUUCUGGGUUACUAUUCCUUUUUUAUUUUUUUUUUCCCCUUCCCCCUCGGACUUGUCCUCAUUCUUCAGCUGUCGGACCUUUCCAUUCCCCCUCUUCUUUGUGGUUUCUGGCAAUCCUGCCUCGCGACAUUCUCAUCCCCCCCGUUUACUAAGUUCCCCUCAGAAGAGCUGCUGCUGCCGCCUUGGCCAUCCAUGCCCCGUGCUGUCUUCCACCUUCAAGGUUGACAGCCGUCUCUCCUGCUCUGCUUCAACACUCCCCCGUCCGGAAUUUCUCGGUCAAUUAUUUGGCGCACAGCGUUUCUACGGAAGGGAGGCUAGCUCCUCCUGAGCUAUAACAAUGGCUGAUAACGCUCGGAAUCUCAAUCUCAACCUGACUCCGGAAGAGAAACGGGUCUUCUAUCAACUCUUCCAGGCCGCCGAUACCACCAACCUCGGCGUCAUCACCGGCGAGGUCGCGGUUCCUUUCUUCGAGAAGACCCAGUUGGCCCCGGAAACCCUCGGCUUGAUAUGGCAGAUCGCAGACAAGGAAAAUCGGGGUCUAUUGACCCCUUCUGGGUUUGGUGUCGUCAUGCGGCUGAUCGGACACGCUCAGGCGGGUCGCGCACCUACAGAGGAACUGGCCUUUCAACCUGGACCCCUGCCCAAGUUCGAAGGGAUCGUUGUCGAUGCCACCCCGAAUCCGCGUGAAGCAGGCACUACCAGCCCUACUCCGGGCGCAAACGCACCGAUCCGGGUCCCUCCGCUGAACCCCGAUGAUGUGAACAAGUUUCUGUCGCUGUUUGAGAAAUCGGAUGUGUCCAAAAGUGGGGUACUGCCAGGCGAGACAGCUAAGCAGAUCUUCGAGCGUGCGCGGUUACCGAACGAGAUCCUUGGUCGCAUCUGGAACCUGGCGGAUAGAAGGCAACAGGGUGCUCUAGAUGCUACGGAAUUUGUCAUUGCCAUGCACCUCCUUACGUCCUACAAGUCCGGUGCGAUGAGGGGAAUUCCUCAGACACUUCCACCCGCUCUCUAUGAUGCUGCCGCUCGCCGAGGCUCUCUCCGCUCGUCGGUCGGUUCCCGUCAAGGUCUCGAGGUUCCUCCGGUGCCUGCGAUUCCGAAGCAAUUCACUGGACCCCAGCGUACGCAGAGUCCGAUCAAUAGGCAACCGUUCGGAUCUCCUCUCUCCGCCCAAGCUACUGGUGGUGACUGGCUUAUCUCGCCGCAAGAGAAGGUUAUGUUUGACAACAUCUUUGCUACGGUUGAUACGGCCAAGGCAGGUUCAAUUAGUGGUGACCAGGCUGUCGCUUUCUUCCUGGGUGCACAGUUGCCUGAGGAGACACUCGCUCAGAUUUGGGAUCUCGCAGAUAUAGAUGCGGACGGACAGUUGACCAAGGAUGAGUUUGCCGUCGCCAUGUAUCUGGUUCGCCUUACGCGUAGUGGAAAGGAGGCGCUGCCUCAGACAUUGCCUCCCGCCUUGAUCCCUCCGAGCAUGCGCCGCCCUGGAUCUUCGCAUUUCGGCCCAGCAGCUCCUAUUCCUGCCCAGGCGCCAGCCCCAGCUCCGGCUCCGGCUCCAGCGCCGGUUCCCACACCACACUCGGCGGCUGACGAUCUGUUUGGCCUAGAUGCACUUUCUGCGCCGGCACCGGCACCGCCGGUAGCUCCUUCCCAAAUUCCGCAGUCAACCGGGGGUUCGAAUGCCGCCUUCCAGACUCCUGGUUCCCCCGGCUCGAGAGCCUCUCCCCAGGCUCCCUCAACUACCUUCAAACCGUUUGUGCCGACUUCAUCCUUUGGUCAGACCCUGCAGCCACAGAUGACUGGCGCUUCAGCUGGUGCUCCGCCACCCGUUAGGUCGCCGCCGCCCCCAGCGGAUGAUCUUUUGGGAGACAACGACCCUGAAGAGUCAAACAAACUGACUCAGGAAACCACCGAGCUUGCAAAUCUGUCUAAUCAGAUCGGUUCGCUGGCUACUGAGAUGCAGAACGUCCAAACGAAGCGAACAUCUGCCGAGCAGGAUCUGUCGCAAACCUCGCAGCAGAAGAGAGACUUUGAGGCUCGUCUCGCUCAGGCCCGCUCGAUGUACGAGCAAGAAGUGAAGAACUUCAAAGCUUUGGAGGAACGGCUCAAUGCUUCACGGGCAGAAACUGGCAAGUUGCAGCAGGAGUAUGCCUUGAUCGAAGGAAGCCGUCAGGAUUUACAAAACCAGUAUAACCAGGUAUCAGCAGCACUCAGCGCUGAUCAGCAGGAGAACGUAAGUUUGAAGGAGAAGAUCCGACAAGCCAACGCUGCAGUUGCUCAGCUCAAGCCUGCCCUCGAUAAGGCUCGCUCAGAGGCCCGGCAACAAAAAGGUCUCGUCGCGAUCAAUAAGAAGCAGUUGGCAACUGUGGAGGGAGAGCGCGACAAGAUCCAGCUCGAGAUCGAUUCUUUGUCCAAGGAGCAGCCUAAAGCGUCGGAGGAGAGAGUUGUCAGUCCAAGUGAUGCCGCUCCUGUUAUGAGCCCAGCCGAGUCGACGACGAGUCAAAACACCAACCCGUUCUUCAAGCGUACGGCUACUGGAUCGAGCGAGGGCAAUGCGCUAUCUCCGCAGAUUUCUGGCGAUCAGCAGCGGGCCUUUGAUAGCCUGUUCGGUUCCGCCUUCACCUCACCACCGACAACCGCUACACCACCGCCUCCAGUGUCUUUCCGGGCUGAAUCUCAGCCCACGUCUGGGGUGCCCACUCCGUCAGUGUCUCCGCCUCCAUUCGCUCCUGGUCCUGGGUUGGAGCCUCCUGCCCCGGCUCAGUCUAGGCAACUGACACCGGGUGUGUUGCCUCUUGGAGAGACCCAUUCGGCGACUUCUUCGACAAAGGUCUCGCCCCCAGGUAGCAGAUUUGGUGGUCAAGACACGGCCAGUCUAGGAACAGCCUCGCAGGCAGCAACCAGUGAAGUGGCAGGUCCUUCGUCGGCACAGCCCGCCACCUCUCCGUUUGAUGAAAGCGAGGAAUCAAAGGAGCGAUUCCCCGAGAUUCCAACCAUCGCCGCAAGUGAACAACCUGCAGUUGGCGCUGUAGCACCUUCUGGAGAUGACCAGUCUGCAGAGCGCAAAGAUCUCAGCUUUGAUGAACUGUUCGGCGGGCCAGCACAUCAGCGCUCUAAGUCACAGAAAGAGAAUGAUUUUGAAGAAGCCUUUGCUGCCAUGAAGAGUGGGCCUGGAGCAAGCAAAUCGAACGGAGCCCCGGCCGCCCCUGAGUCAGAGUUUCCUCCCAUUCGCGAACUUGACGAUGGAGAUGAGAGCUCCGACAGCGAAGCCCCCUUGGGCUUUGAGGAUAAUUUCACCCCCGCCUUCCCUCCACAGACUCAAAUCGCCGCAGCACCCAAUCCCGAUUCUAUUGAGCCGUCCCAACUGGCAGCGUUCCCCACUCUUGGCAAUGCGGAUACUGCAAGCCAGCCUCCUGCGGCGGAAUCGCAGCCAAGCCCCCCAAAGUAUGAGGACUCCGUUGAAAAGCAGGAGCCAGGAGACUUGCCACGCGAGUACAACGGACUCCUACCGAACCGUGAAGACCCAACCACUGCCCCUGAUGCUCCACACUCAGUAGAGUCAAGCACAGGGGCACCGAUUGUGGGUGGUGAAGCCCAACGUGACGGGACAAAGGAACCCGAGGCUGCUCCCCAAGGGGCCAAGGCAGGCGCGCCUGACUUUGAGGCUGCUUUCGCCGGCCUCAACCUUGCCCCAGCAAAGGAGGCCGAAGAUGAAGAUGACGAUUUUGAAGCGCCUGAUAACGCCAAAGCCGGUGUGGACUUCGAUUUCUCAUUCGACAACCCGUCAGCACAGAAGACCUCUCCCCAUCAAGGUGCGGAUGUCGCAUCCUCAGAGUUUUUCAACUUUGACAAGAACGUAUCUUCCUCGCCUCCCGACUCUGCUGCACCGCCUUCCGAGCCCAGCGCGAAACCUCAGACUCACGACUGGGAAGCGUUGUUUGCUCCUCUUGACAACGCCAAUGCUGCUGCUGACGGAGCAAACGGAACGGGCAAUACAGAAGCCAGCAAGGAACCCGGCUGGGCUCUUCAGACGGGCACCGAAGACGAUCAGAUUCUCCAGCGGCUGACAGGCAUGGGAUUCCCCAGAGAAGAAUCCCUCUCAGCUCUGGAGAAGUUCGACUACAACCUUGACAAGGCCGUAGACCACCUGACUUCCAAGUCUUGAUUUGCAUCCAUAGCCUCUUCUAUUUUUUUUCGAUCAGUGCACAUAUUUUUUUUAUUCCAUGAGCCCUUCACUCGCUCCAAAUGUUUCCUUCCCCCCUAAUUCCUCCCACCUUACGUCCCCUUCCUUACUUUCCUUUUCCUUGACUCAUAUGUGAUCCAGCUUGCAUGUUGUUAUUGCUGCAAUGUAUAUCCCUUCUCUUUCAGCGGUGUGCGCCUUACCCACAUCACAGUCAACUAUAUUAUGAUCUACACUUAUCAUCAUCGCCCCGUGUAAUUUAGGAACACAAUUAUUGGAUUAGUUAUGAAACAAGAAACGAAGUGCAGAAGAACAGCGGAUCCAUAAAGGAAGCAACGACCAAGGCCAGGGUAGAGCGG
Messenger RNA from Aspergillus neoniger CBS 115656, 4548 nucleotides. Its product is annotated as EF hand domain protein. The record is from RefSeq and is a predicted model, not a curated record. NCBI's taxonomy places the organism in Eukaryota, Fungi, Ascomycota, Eurotiomycetes, Eurotiales, Aspergillaceae. Gene Ontology annotation, biological process: endocytosis; endosomal transport. Bases 353 to 4174 code for a protein of 1273 amino acids. Gene Ontology annotation, cellular component: plasma membrane; cytoplasm. Gene Ontology annotation, molecular function: protein binding; calcium ion binding. The transcript is spliced from 6 exons.